Molecule: messenger RNA, 381 nt
Organism: Pleurotus ostreatus (oyster mushroom)
Lineage: Eukaryota; Fungi; Basidiomycota; Agaricomycetes; Agaricales; Pleurotaceae
Exons: 1
Coding region: 1-381 (126 amino acids)
Source: RefSeq, a predicted model, not a curated record
AUGGCGAAGCCACUCUUCUACCAACACGUCGCCCUAUAUUGGGGGUCCCGCCGGCGUUUACAAGCUGCCGAUUGUCGAGGUUAUCGACAAGGCUUGAACUCACUCGUACGCGCCAUCACUGCCAAUGAUGCUGCUCUGGGUGCGCAGGUCCACUCCCUCAACCUCACAGUCCCUGAAUUCGCCGUCGAGUACGACGACGAAAGCACUCCGGCGAGACGCUCGACGUCCUCCUCCCGCACCUCCGCACGCUCACCUUCUCUCGGCCCCGACACAUGGCCUGUCUCGAAGCUCGCACUCCUGCCUUCCCCCACCAAACUCACGCUCCUCACCCUCAACUCCUAUGCGCGUGCCAGUCUCUGGAGUACCUCACCAUCGACAUAG